Messenger RNA from Myotis brandtii (Brandt's bat), 5929 nucleotides. It is a transcript of the gene MAP4, whose product is annotated as microtubule-associated protein 4. Gene Ontology annotation, molecular function: microtubule binding. The coding region runs from base 20 to 5752 and encodes 1910 amino acids. The transcript is spliced from 22 exons. Gene Ontology annotation, biological process: neuron projection development; microtubule cytoskeleton organization. The record is from RefSeq and is a predicted model, not a curated record. Lineage: Eukaryota; Metazoa; Chordata; Mammalia; Chiroptera; Vespertilionidae. Gene Ontology annotation, cellular component: neuron projection.
GCAGUUGCAGUGGUGCAGAAUGGCCGACCUCAGUCUUGCAGACGCAUUAACAGAACCACCUCCAGAAAUCGAGGGAGAGAUUAAACGGGACUUUAUCGCCACCCUGGAGGCAGAGGCCUAUGAUGAUGUCGUGGGAGAAACUGUUGGAAAGACAGACUACAUUCCUCUCCUGGAUGGGGAUGAGAAGACUGGGAAUUCGGAGUCAAAGAAGAAACCAUGCCCAGAUACUAGCCAGGUUGAAGGUGCUCCAUCUCCUAGAGCAGCGGUGCUGGCCAACGGCGACCACGGGACGCAAGGGAAUGACACUGCAGGGUCUCCAACUGCAUUUCUUGAAGAGAAAAUGGCCUUCCAGGGGUAUCAGAACAACCAGAACUGGCCAGAAAAUACAAACUUUUACUUUGAACCCGAGCAAGUGGUGAAUCCUAUCCAGACUGAUCCCUACCAGAUGCGCUGCGGUGACGGCCUGGAGGAUCUGCUCUUCUUUCCCGGCGGCGCGAACAGCGCUUCCGCACUGACGCCGCAGGGUGACCCUCUGAGAGACGGUUACGGUCACCUUCCUUGCGACACAUUUACUCCUGAAGCAGUUGUACCUCAGGGCUGGCCUGUGGAAGCCCCGCACUCCCCCCAGGCGGGGGUCUUCAUUUCCCCAGAGGCCACACCACCUCUGCAACCCACAGCAGAGCCAGCCGGGAAGAGAGACAUGGCAUCAGAAGAGAGGGCAUCGACCAGAGCAUCGGAAACGAUGAUGGGACUGAAGGCUGCUGACACGGCACCAUCUAGAGAAACAGAGAUGGCCCUGCCUCAGGACAUGGCGCCAGUCACAGAGACAGAGACACUGGCCACAGACGUGGCAUCACCUACCAAAGAAGAUGUGUCCUUUGCCAAGAACAUGGACUCACCCAUUGAGUCAGACGUGGCUGUGGUCACGGACGUGGUACUGCCUAUAGAAUCAACGGAAACCCCAGCCAAGGGUGCAGUGCUCUUCAGAGACACAGAGAGGGCACCACCCAUAGAAAUGGACGCGGCUCCAGCUGAAGGCGUGGUGUCACUCACAGAAAGGGAGAUGGCAUUGGCUAAGGACAUUGCAUCACCCACAGCCAAGGAGUUGGCUUUGUCCUCGGGAACAGAGGUGGCCCUGGGCAAGGACAUGGCUCCGCCCCCAGAAACAGAGGUGGCCCUGGGCAAGGACAUGGCUCCGCCCCCAGAAAUAGAGGUGCCAGUCAAGGACAUGGCUCCGCCCCCAGAAACAGAGGUGGCCCUGGGCAAGGACAUGGCUCCGCCCCCAGAAACAGAGGUGGCCCCGGGCAAGGAUGUGCCUCUGCUUCCAGAACCAGAGCCAUCCCUGGCUAAGGAUGUUGCACCACCUUCAGAAACAGAGGUGGCCCCAGUUCCGGUGAAGGACGUGGGAACUGUACGGACACCAGGAAAACCAAGCGAGGGCUCCCAGUUCGCAUCUCCCCAGAACGAGGGGCCUUCAGCUGUGCCUGCUGCCAUGCUUUCCCCAGAGCCAGUCACAGCCGUGGGCCAAACGUCCGCCUUGCCACCAGACGAGGCAUCUGUGCCAGAGAAACUAGAGCAAAGGCAGCCGCUCAGCCGUCAGCCUCCGGAGCCGCCUGCAGCGCCCUCAGAGCGUAAGACAGAUGCAGCCCGGGGGCCCACUGCAGCAAGGGACAGCCCGAGCAAAAGGAGUGAUGACGGGAAAAGCAAGAAGGUGAAAAAUAGCUUUUCUGAGAAGCAUAUUUUGGAGAAUAAGACAGAUGCAGCAGAAAGACAUGUUCCCAUGGAAGCCACAGGAGACCACAGAAUUGAAGGAAUGGGCUAUGUGGAUGAAAAUAGAAAUAUUACAUUUACCUGCCCCCGAACACCAUCUGAGGUCAUGAGUACGUCAGCCCCUCCAGAGGCUGUGCAUUCAGCAGCCUGUGAAAAACUGCCCACUCCUAGUCCUCAAUUAGUAAAGGGAGGUGAAGCCUUUACAGGCACCUUGGCAGAAAUUAGGCAAGGGACAGCUCUGGCCCAGAUCUCCGAAUGGUCAGUGGUGGGUCAUUGCAGCAAAGAUGGCGUCCCAGAGCAGGAAAGAGCCCUGGCCGCCUCCGCUGCCAGGCCCCGUGCAAGCCCAGGAGGAGGCGCCCUGACCCUCCCAGCAGCCACAGAAACAGGGCAGCGCCCUGGGGACCGCUGUCCUGAGCAUAAAGAGCAGCUGGCUGAGCCCGUGCAGAACGAAGCAGGGGUAGACGGAGGGCGUGUGGGGGGAGAAUCUGAGUCAGUGCCCAGGGGGGCAUCUAAGCGUCCAGCAGAGGAAAUCACAGAACCAGCCAAGGGCCCCCAUCCUACAGCGCCCACGGCAGACCAUAGCCCACCUGAGCGCAGAGGCCCCGGGGUGCGAGCCGGCGGGAGUCCCGUCCCAGCAUCUCCAGUGAACAGAGAGGCAGAGGCUGGGGAGGGCUCUGCUUCCGGUCACACCCCCGACUUCCCCGGAGACGGAGCACACGGGCCCCUUUGCUGUGAGGACCCACGUGCUGAAGGCAGAGCGUCCAGGGGCCCCGGUGGUUUGAAUAAGGAGAUGGAGGUGACUCUUCCGACUCCAAAAAGUGAAAAGGACAAACGGGAAGGAAGUAGCCUGGCUCCUCAAGUCACAGAGUCAGCAGGUGCUCCCUUGCCAGCACCAGAACUCCAGUCGGAUUUCUUCGAUGGCCGGCUUGGUGCUGCCCCCUCGAGUGCGGUAGAGAAGUUAGUAGUGACUGCCUGCCAGGGGCUUCAGCUCCCAGAACCCAAAGAUAAGGUCUCGGAGGCACCUGAGAAAAUGACAGAAAAAUCUGAACCGAAGGCUCUGGGCGAAGGGAAGAAGGAAGAAAAAAGAGUGGCAGAGCCAAUGAAAGGCUACAUGAGACCCACCAAGUCCCGAGGACUUGCUCCACUUUCGCCAAAGUCUGCGGUCCAGGAGCGCGAGAGACCCAAGCACGCCACGCCCAGCGACUGCCAGCUCCGUGGAUCGUGCGAUCAGGCGGCGUCAGCGCCAGUAGCGGGGGAGGCUGUGGAAGAGAGCGCGCUGCACUGGGCCACGGACAGCCAGCUCAGUGGGGGCCAGCCUGCAGGGGGCCAGAUGGACGCCUCCAAAGAAAUCAGCCAAGCUGGGUUUGAGUGGCAGAGGACAGAGGGCAAACUGAAUGAAAUCGGGCUCCAUGUCAGCAUGGAUGGGCAGCUGCAAGACGGGCUUGUGAACAACGCCAGCUUCCUGCAGCCGACGCAGCUCUGCUUCUUUGAGGGGAAGCUAGACAAAGAGCUGGGCACUGACGCGCAGGGCAGGGAGCAUCCAGCGCGCUCGGGCCACUGUGGCCGCAGGUACGUGGUGUCAGGCUCCUGCUGUGCCUCGGAGGGGAGCCCGGGUCACCAGAAGGCAGCCGGGUUCCAGCUGGAGCCCAGGGAGGGGCCGGACAGAAACAAAGCCUCCACAGUUCAGGAGCUGGUGGCAGGGAAGGAUGGGCCAGAGACCAAGCGCCAGCCAGACCUGGAUCUCCCUGGGCCUGCUGACCCCCCUGGGAGGGAGCCGGAAAGCAGUGUUUGGAACCCCAGCGUUCACCCAGUGGCUGCAGGCUGGCCGGGCUCCAGGGCAGCAGCUCUGGGAAAGGAGAAUGGAAUCGCUCCUGGCCGUCGGGAGGCUGGCGGGGGGAGUGAGACCUCGGGGCAGCUGGAACGUGGAUCCGCAUUACCUGUGGCCGUGGCCCACCCAGCCCCCACUGCCGAGCACCCACCCACUGCCACGCCACCCGGCACUCUGGUGGAGGCUCCCCAGGCAUGCUCGAGUGCCAGCGCUCAGGCCCGGGACCAUGACAAGGAGCUGGAGCGGCGGCGUUCUCCUGAGGAGGGCGCUCUGUUCGCCCAAGCCCAGCAGAAGAAGGCCGUGCGCCGGGCCCUGUCUGAGUGCACCCACCUCGAAGUGCCCCCAGCUGCCAGCCUCGCGGACAGGUACCCCGAGCUCCCUGCCCGAGAAGAGCCCGUUCCUCCGCCCAGGACACGGGGGGCUCCUGCCGUCAGGCGCUCCAUGACGGUGGCCGAGGAGCAGACAGCUGGCUGCAGAUUGAACCCUGGGGAGCUGCCCAGCCUGUCCACCGAGGAGCCCCCUCCUCCCCUCUGCGCGGAAGCAGCGGCCACGAAGGAGGAAGAGUUGGCCCACUUGACCCACUGGAACAGCAGCUGCAGCAGCAGCGCGGGGAGGAAGGAGCUGGGCGCUGCGGGGCUGUGUCUCCAGCAGGAGCUGGAGCGGAUUCCUGAAGUGAGCAGCCAGGACGGGGGGCGAGAAGGUGUUAGGGGAGCCGGCAUGGACUCAGGCCCCCACGUCUGCCAGGCAGGGGAGCAGCAGCCAGGACAGGGGGCUCUGGCAGGGGAGGAGGAAACCGAGGUCACCGCUCCCCAGAGCGCGCCAUCGCUCCUGUGUGAGGAGGCCCCACGUGACGGAACAGCCAAGCCAGAAGAAGGGCCAGCUGCUGCGAGCGUGACCGGAAAUGACAUCACUGCCCCUCCAAACAAGGAGCUCCCACCAAGCCCCGAGAAGAAAGCCAAGCCUUUGGCCACAACUCAUCCUGCAAAGACUUCAUCGAAAGCCAAAACACAGUCCACUUCUCCGCCAGGCCAGCCGCCUCACCUGCCAAGGACGCCAGGCCCAAGCGAACUGACCCUCUCCCUGCGGCCUGUGGCAGAGACGAAGGUUCCCGAGAAGAAGGCCACGCCGUCCAAGCCAGCCUCUGCCCCGGCCUCCAGGCCCGGCUCCAGGAGCACCCAGUCCGCUCCAAAGGCCCCCGCGGCCGCCUCUGUUGCCUCAACUGGGCCGAGCAGCAGGAGCGCCCCCACGCCCCUGCCCAGGAGGCCUGCUGGCACCAAGACGGAGGGGAAGCCUGCCGACGCCAAGAAGACAGUUACCAAGUCUGCACCAGCUGACUUGAGUCGCGCCAAGAGCACCUCCAGCAGCUCCGAGCCCGUGUCUCCCCGGGCCUCUGGGACUCUUGCCGUGGACAAGAAGCCCACGUCGGCCAGGCCCAGUUCCUUGGCCCCCAGACUGAGCCGCCCGGCGACCAGCGCUUCCACGCCUGAUCUGAAAAACGUCCGCGCCAAGGUCGGCUCCACGGAGAACAUCAAGCACCAGCCUGGAGGAGGCCGGGCCAAAGUAGAGGAAAGAACAGAGGCAGCAGCUGCAGCUCGAAAACCUGCCCCUCCCGCGGCCACUAAGCCUGCUGGGCCGGGUGCGAGUGCACAGAGGGCACCUGCGGGGAAAGUCCAGAUAGUCUCCAAAAAAUUGAACUACAGCCAUGUUCAGUCCAAGUGUGGUUCCAAGGACAAUAUUAAGCAUGUCCCUGGAGGCGGUAAUGUUCAGAUUCAGAGCAAGAAGGUGGACAUCUCCAAGGUCUCCUCCAAGUGUGGGUCCAAGGCCAACAUCAAGCACAAGCCGGGUGGAGGGGAUGUCAAGAUCGAAAGUCAGAAGUUGAACUUCAAGGAGAAGGCCCAGGCCAAGGUGGGAUCCCUGGAUAACGUGGGCCACCUGCCCGCGGGCGGGGCCGUGAAGACUGAGGGCGGCGGCAGCGAGGCCCCUCCGAGCCCGGGCCCCCCUGCUGGGGAGGAGCUGGCUGUCCCUGAGGCUGCGCCCGAAGCUGGCGCCCCCACUUCAGCCAGUGUCCUCAGUGGCCACACCACCCUGGCAGGGGGUGGUGACCAAAGGGAGGCCCAGACCUUGGACUGCCAGAUCCAGGAGACAAGCAUCUAACGCUGACAUUCUGGUCUCGUCUCCGUCCCCUUUGUUGCCCUCUUGUCUCCCUCGUUCCCCUCUCCCGUCCCGCCUCCCGUGUCACUGCAGAUUGAGACCUACAGGCUGACGUUCCGGGCAAACGCCAGGGCCCGCACCGACCACGGGGCCAGCAUUGUCUCUCGCCCCCCCCACUUC